This is a messenger RNA of Fusarium proliferatum ET1, 864 nucleotides long. RefSeq lists its product as uncharacterized. NCBI's taxonomy places the organism in Eukaryota, Fungi, Ascomycota, Sordariomycetes, Hypocreales, Nectriaceae. Gene Ontology annotation, molecular function: DNA-binding transcription factor activity, RNA polymerase II-specific; zinc ion binding. Bases 1 to 864 code for a protein of 287 amino acids. The record is from RefSeq and is a predicted model, not a curated record. The transcript has 3 exons. Gene Ontology annotation, biological process: regulation of DNA-templated transcription.
AUGGCAGACCGCCUUUCUAGUCCCCCGAAGUACGGAAUGUCGACUUCUACAUACGCACAGGGUUACAAGCAACGCAAUGACACCAGAAUUCGACGUCAGAAAGUACUAAGAGCUUGUGACAGGUGCCGAACAAGAAAGACCAAGUGCGAUGCUGGAUACACAACCUGUAGACGGUGCCAGCGCGAUGGCUUUGUCUGCACUACUGGAUUCACCACAAAGAAUCCUUAUAGGCAGCUUCCGCCCGGGUAUACAGAAGUAUAUAAGAAAACGCACUCUGUUCUCGAAGCUACUGUCAAAAGGCUUUACCUUAUGGUGCGCAAUGGAGACACUUGGGACUUUGAUGAACCUAAUUUGGACAAUUGUGGUGAGGUCAUAGUUCACGAUAUUAUCCAUAAACUAGGCUACUCGCAACCACGCAUCGAAGCCAGGCCUCCAACACCCCUUAUGGAUUUAGAAGAUGACGAGAAUUCGGAAGAUACUGCAAGCGAACACGGAGAGGAAAUUGCAGAUCAAGUUCCCAAGGAGGAGGUCGUGGUUCCGGAAACCGGGCUACCCACGCCUUGCCGAGAUGAGCAAUCGCCACCGGAACAGUGUCUCGAUAACUGUGAGGAUGAUUCGCAGACAUCCAUUGAUCACAGUGUUGGUAGUGACACUCUCAGCACUUUAGCACAGCAGUGGGCCAAUGGUUUCUAUGCCGACUUCUCGACGCCAAUCUGGGGCGCAGAUAUGAUGGCUGUGAAUUGGCCGCAAUCAGACUUGAUAUCCAAGGUCACUCGCGAGACUAUAUCAUCUGACAUACCACUGCUAUUCCAACCAGCAGGCUUCAAUAUGUGUGGAAGAAUGGAUGGACUCAACUAUUUCUGA